Messenger RNA from Phycomyces blakesleeanus NRRL 1555(-), 174 nucleotides. RefSeq lists its product as hypothetical. Gene Ontology annotation, biological process: copper ion transport. The coding region runs from base 1 to 174 and encodes 57 amino acids. Lineage: Eukaryota; Fungi; Mucoromycota; Mucoromycetes; Mucorales; Phycomycetaceae. Gene Ontology annotation, cellular component: cytosol. The transcript is spliced from 2 exons. The record is from RefSeq and is a predicted model, not a curated record. Gene Ontology annotation, molecular function: copper chaperone activity; metal ion binding.
AUGACUUGUUCCGGCUGCUCCAAUGCCGUUAACCGUGCUCUCUCCAGACUUGAGGGCGUCGAGAAGGUUGAUAUUAGUCUUGAGAAGCAAGAAGUCGUCGUAGAGGCCUCAACCCUUACACGCGAACAAGUUCUUGCAGCCAUCAAGAAGACCGGAAAGGAAGUCAACGAAUAA